GGGACUCGAAGCCGCGCGCCCGCCUUCUCUUUCUCACUCUGUCUGUUUGUAUCUCUCUCUCUCUCUCUCUCUCUCUCUCUCUCUCUCUCUCCCUCUCCCUCUCUUUCUAUCUCCAUCCAUCUCUCUCUUUCUCUCUCUCUCGUGUAUACACACGCAGACGCACACACCCUCCUCGAAACGUCCUUCCACAAUUUUUGUUUUUGUUUUGGUUUCGGUUUUGGUUUUGUUUUUCUUUCUUCUUUUUCUUUUCUUUUCUUUUCUUUUCAUUUUCUCUUCGCACACGUACGUAGGUAGGUAGAUACGCACCUAUAUUUCGACGCAAGCAUAUACGACCGAUGAGAUUGACGAGUUUUAAGGAUAACACGAAAUCCUGCAAUGAUGUCGUACGAUUGUCCCCAUCCGGUUUCAAGGACUUAUCGAUACAAAAAGAUAACGAAGCCGCUCUUAGAACGAAAGAGACGAGCACGUAUCAACCGAUGUCUCGACGAAUUAAAGGAUCUCAUGGUGGACGCACUCGAAACGGAAGGUGAAAAUAUCAGUAAAUUAGAAAAGGCGGACAUUCUCGAAUUGACGGUACGUCAUUUGCAAAGAUUACAAGCUUCUCGUUCCGCCGGUUUGUCUGGUAUUUCAACGACGGCAAUACCAACAACGCCAAUACCAACGACAACAACAACGACGACAAUAAAGAUGACGACGAUGGUUAACGAUGAAGCUACUGCUGAAAGUCGAUGGCAAUCGGGCUUUGGACAUUGCGCCACGGAAGCAUGUAAAUUCUUGGCCACGCUUCCUGGGAAGGCGGCGGAGAAUUUGGCCAGGCAUCUAGCUAUUGGUCUUCAAAAUAAUUCCAAGAUUAACUCGUUGAGCAUCAAUCCCAAUCUUUCGACGACACUGAUCGAUCUGGAUCCUGGCACCUUAAUCGGUCCUUGUCUGAUCAAUCCAAUUCCCUCAACAGACACUAAUAUAAUCGUACCGAAUAUCGCAAUUCCUACUAGCAGAACGAGUCCUUGUGUCAAUGUGAAAACAGGAACAUUUAAAAGUACGUCAACGGAAACAACGAUAGGGUCGUUAGAAAAUCGUACGAGAUUUCACGGAGACGAUCGAAAGCAAUUGACAUUUGAUACUAAAGAAAUUCGACGAAAUUCUAUGGUCAAACGUAAAACGACCAAUCAUCAGAGAAUUAACGCGGAGGACGACGAGGAAAUCGAUGUUGAACGCGUAGACGAUGGUGAUCCUAUGUGGAGACCUUGGUAGCGAAAAAUUUUUUUAAUUCGAAUCUUAUAUUAUGAAGAUGAAGAGAGAAAAAGAGAGAGAGAGAGAGAGAACAAAAUAUACGAUCUUCGUUAUAUUUGCAAAUAUAAACAGCUGAUCGAGACAUUAAAAAUAUUUUACGAGAUAAGAUUAUUCAGAGAAUCUUCGUUGGUUUAUAUAAUAUUAUUUAUCUACAUAUAGUUAAGAAUCAAACUAAUUUGGAGUUGUGCUAUCUGUAAAAUAGCACAACUAUAAAAUAGAUCUAUAUGAGUAGGAUUAUAGUAUUACGAUACUAUAUUGCUCAUUAUUUUGGUACAUGGCUUUAAUUCCGUAGUUAUAGCAUACUUCACUAUACUUUUAAUUUUAAUACUUUAUUAUACUCUUAAUUUCUACGAUAUAGUUUAAUUUCACCGUAUUUCGUAAAAGUGACAAAAUAUUACCUCUGAUUAUUAGUAGACGUUUAUAAAUUAUUCGAUGACGAAUUAUAUUUUGACUAUUCGAAUAGAAUGAUCGAAUAUAAUAGUUUAAACGUUUCAUUGAAGCAACGAAUCAAUCGUUUGAGAGAUAUCGUACUCGUUUGUAUAUCGAAUUCUUUUUCUUUUCUUUUCUUUUCCUUUUUUUUUUCUUUUUCUUUCAAAAUAAGUUUAUCGUGUAUGACAAGACAUAUCACUCGGUAUAGAUAUUUAUUUUAAUUUUCAUAUAAAUAUUAAUACUUUUUGUGUGAUUAACCUGUGAUAGCAGAAAGAAAAUACAAUUAUACUUAAAACUUUAUUUUAUACUAUUACAUUUAUCAAUAUUUUAAUAAAAAUAUUUUACGCUUUCAGUACGUGCGCUCUGUCCUUACUUUAAGCCUAUUCAUCAUUUUUUGAUUUUAUAAUAGUUUGCGCCAUCAACGAGUACAGAUAUAAUUCUUAAUGGAUUUUGACGAACAAGAUCUCAUUUUAAAAACGAGGAAUCGAAAAUGUAAUAAUCAUUUUCUGUGCUAAGAUCUCGCCUUUUAAGGUUGUAGAUUCCAUUUCAUAUUUUACA
Messenger RNA from Vespula vulgaris, 2277 nucleotides. RefSeq names its product transcription factor HES-4-like. The transcript is spliced from 5 exons. Gene Ontology annotation, biological process: anterior/posterior pattern specification; regulation of neurogenesis; regulation of transcription by RNA polymerase II. NCBI's taxonomy places the organism in Eukaryota, Metazoa, Arthropoda, Insecta, Hymenoptera, Vespidae. Gene Ontology annotation, molecular function: DNA-binding transcription factor activity, RNA polymerase II-specific; RNA polymerase II cis-regulatory region sequence-specific DNA binding; protein dimerization activity. Gene Ontology annotation, cellular component: nucleus. The coding region runs from base 376 to 1251 and encodes 291 amino acids. The record is from RefSeq and is a predicted model, not a curated record.